AUGAAAGCUGCACCGCUACUUGUGGCCUGGCACGACGAAAACGCUCCUGUUUACUCGGCACACUUCGAACCUCAUGGCAAGGGAAGACUAGCUACUUGUGGAGGUGAUCACAAUGUUCGAAUAUGGCAAAUCGAUUCGAACGGCGAGGAACGGAAAGUCACAUACCUGUCAACGUUGAAAAAGCACACCCAGGCAGUCAACGUGGUCCGGUGGUGUCCUCGAGGCGAGCUUCUGGCCUCAGCUGGUGAUGAUGGGAAUGUGCUGUUAUGGACACCUUCAGACAAUCCCGCGUUGCAGGCUAGCUUCGGCGAGGACGGCCAGGAAGAUGUUGAGCAUUGGCGUGUGAAGACAAUGUGCAGAUCAAGCACAGGAUCCGAGAUAUACGAUUUGGCAUGGUCACCGGAUGGCUUGUUCUUCAUCACAGGCAGCAUGGACAAUGUUGCUAGGAUAUACAAUGCUUCGACUGGUACAUGUGUGAGGCAAAUCGCAGAGCACAACCACUACGUGCAAGGUGUAGCUUGGGAUCCGCUCAACGAAUAUGUGGCCACGCAGUCUUCCGACAGGUCUGUACACAUCUACACGCUGAAGACGAAAGACGGCACCUUCUCUCUCGCACAACAUAACAAAAUCACAAAGAUGGAUCUACCCGGACGACGAAUUUCCUCCAGCAGCCCAGCACCACCAGAUCUUAGCAACCACCGCUCGUCAUUCGUGCAAGAGACCCUGGCAGAAGCACUUGGCUCACCACGACCGUCUGCUCCUGGAACGCCGCAGUCACUGGCUUUGCCGAUGAACCCACCUCCGACAUCACACAGCCGAAGGUCAUCUUUCGGAUCUCAGAUGGGACAGAAUUCAAUGCGACAACGGUCCGUCUCGCCCAGCCCUUCCAUGCCAUUACCUGCUGUGAUGCCGUCUGCCUCUCCGGGUUUGUCUGGACUUGGCGUGCGGAAUACAAAUCUUUACCAAAACGAGACGUUCACUUCUUUCUUCCGGCGACUUACUUUUGCUCCGGACGGCAGCUUACUCUUCACGCCUGCUGGUCAAUACAAGACUACACAUCCUCAUGUCGACGGAUCAAAAUCUACAGAUGAUGUGAUAAACACAGUCUACAUAUAUACUCGUGGUGGGCUAAAUAAGCCACCAGUGGCAUAUCUGCCUGGCCACAGAAAGCCGUCGAUCGCAGUGAAGUGCUCUCCAGUGUACUAUAAUAUGCGGGUGACGAGUAGUGAUACUAAGGAGAUCACGAUUGAUACCCGGACAGAAGAAGACAUCCCACUCCUGCCCGAGCCAGCUGUGCCUACGAGGCCAACAUACUCUUCGAUGGACCCGCCACCAAUUACCAGCGCACCGUCUCCAUCGCCGAGUGCUGCAACCAUGGCAUCUCCACGGAAUCCACUCGAUGCAGAGCCAAGCCCGACGUCGAAUGGUCCUCCUUCAUCUGGUCCACCGCCUGCUUUUGGCCUGCCUUAUCGAAUAGUGUAUGCCGUGGCAACACAAGAUGCGAUACAUGUAUACGAUACCCAGCAACAGCGGCCAAUCUGUGUUGUCAGCAAUUUGCAUUAUGCUACCUUCACAGAUCUCUCUUGGAGCACAGAUGGGCAGACACUACUCAUGACAUCUUCCGAUGGCUUCUGUUCUGCUCUCACAUUUGCGCCUGGAGAGCUUGGGACCGUCUACCACCUACCACCAGUGAGCAGUACACGGCAUACACCUACACCAAUAUCAAUAGGCAAGGCGAACUCUACUGCGUCAACACCGCAAGCCACACCUACAGCCUCCUCAGCAACCUUCGCACCAUCAAUGGCGAGACAACUCUCAGCCCAAAGCAACACUUCCGCUCCUCCGCCCGCCGUCGCACCCUCACCACCACCCUUCACAUCAGCGCCUCGGCCCGUGUCGCCAGCUCGAAGUAUGUCAGCGUCAAGUAUAGCAACAGAAGCAAGCAGCUUUGCACGAGCACCGGAUCAGAAUGCUGUGCCGAUGAUGAACUACCCAACACCAAGCAUGGGCUCCCUACCCUCAGUAGCUGCGGCUGGAUCGUCGGGCUUGCCACUGUUCACGCCCCCUCAGACGCCCGGCCACCAUGUUAAUGGCUCGGUGGGCAGUACGUCUAGUAUGGUUGCUGCCGGCGUUAAGAGAACGAGUGAUGCAAGCGAGGCGGCGGUGGAGGAGGGCAGGGGUGAGAAGAAGAGGAGGAUUGCCCCUACGCUUGUGUCUGAUAGUAGUGCGACUGUAGGAGGACCGCCUGCAUCAACGGGUGAAGAUGGCGAGUGA
Molecule: messenger RNA, 2274 nt
Organism: Recurvomyces mirabilis
Lineage: Eukaryota; Fungi; Ascomycota; Dothideomycetes; Mycosphaerellales; Teratosphaeriaceae
Gene: CAC2
Product: Chromatin assembly factor 1 subunit
Exons: 3
Coding region: 1-2274 (757 amino acids)
Biological process (GO): nucleosome assembly; DNA replication-dependent chromatin assembly
Cellular component (GO): CAF-1 complex; nucleus
Molecular function (GO): protein binding
Source: RefSeq, a predicted model, not a curated record